This is a messenger RNA of Manis javanica (Malayan pangolin), 4433 nucleotides long. NCBI's taxonomy places the organism in Eukaryota, Metazoa, Chordata, Mammalia, Pholidota, Manidae. The record is from RefSeq and is a predicted model, not a curated record.
ACUCAGCCACGAGUGUGGGAAUGGUGCCCUGGGGCCUGGCGGUGAGCAGGAGCCGAGCCAGCAGACCUGGGCAUGGGGAGACGUUGUCCAAGCCCAGGUGUGGAGGCCAGUGGGCCCUGCAGUGGCCAUGCCCUCAGGCCCACCCUCCCGUCUCAGGAGUCGGCCAGAACCUACAGGACCACCUGGAGGUCUACGUUCAGCAGGCAUGCACCCAGCCCGUCACCCUGCACUCAGCCCAGAAGCCCUGGCGGAAGGUGUGGAUUGGGCUGGAGUGGCUCUGGGGGUACACAGGGGAUGGGGCCACAGCCCAUCUGGAAACAGGUGGGUUCAUCCGGAGCCAGCCUGGCAUCCCCCACCCGGACAUCCAGUUCCACUUUCUGCCGUCCCAGGUGAUCGACCACGGGCGGGUGCCCACCCAGCAGGAGGCGUUCCAGGUGCAUGUGGGGACCAUGCGGGGCACAAGUGUGGGCUGGCUCAAACUCAGAAGUGCCAACCCCCGGGACCACCCUGUGAUCCAGCCCAACUACUUGUCAACAGGAAACGACAUCGAGGACUUCCGUCGGUGUGUGAGGCUGACCAGAGAAAUCUUUGCGCAGAAAGCCCUGGCACCGUUCCGGGGUAAAGAGCUCCAGCCAGGAAGUCACAUCCAGUCAGAUAAGGAGAUAGACGCCUUUGUGCGGGCAAAAGCAGACAGCGCCUACCACCCAUCGUGUACCUGCAAGAUGGGCCAGCCCUCUGACCCCACUGCCGUGGUGGACCCGCAGACCAGGGUGCUCGGGGUGGAAAAUCUCAGGGUUGUGGAUGCCUCCAUCAUGCCCAGCGUGGUCAGUGGGAACCUCAAUGCCCCCACCAUCAUGAUUGCAGAGAAAGCAGCCGACAUCAUCAAGGGGCAGCCUGCACUCUGGGACAAGGACAUCCCUGUGCACAAGCCCAGGACUCUGGCCACCCAGCGUUGAGGCCAUCACUGCCCGAGAAGCCCUGUGAUGAGACAAAAGGGCCGGCACCACUGUUGCCCCAAAUGCUCGUUCCCGAGACCAUCUAGUCUAGCCUGUGAAGUCAAUGGUCCUUGAAAUGAGACCAGGACUGUCAUGUCAGCAAAUCGGGUUCCACUUCCCAGCAUUCUCCCUGUGGGCCCUUGGGGAAGGCCAGCAUUCUGGAGUGGACCCCGGACCAGCGUAGGAGGACAGCUAACUCCUGCUACACCCUUCUCCCAUGUUCUGUCACUCUCUGCAACCCAGCUCCUGGUCAGACUUGAGAGAAGUGGUUCUUUCCCAGGCCUCCCUCAAAGAACAGGGUGCUGUGCCCAGAGGCUGGGUGCCCUCCCCUCAGGCUGCAGCCGUCACAGUCAGGGGGCGUCCGGCACCCCUGCUCAGAGGGGAAGGCUGCCUGCGGGAAGAGACCCAGGGUCCUCCUUCCUCACCUCACUCCCAGAGACAGAUGGGCCCGCUGAGCGGGGCCCCACCUCCCUGGCACUCUAGUUCUUAAUGAACGUGAUCGGCCCAGCAAGAGGACUUCCAGACGGUGUUCAGGGAGAGAAGAGUGUGGAGGUCUCCCCACAGCCCCAGGCUCCGUGAUUCGCAUUCUAGAGGUGCAGAGUACAUCUCACAGAGCCGACGGCCGCUGCGUGCCAGAGCGGCCGGGCCGAGGACGCUCUCCCCUUGGCCCGCGGAGGCGACUGGGACUGGGCCAGGCUGGCUAAUUCUUAUUCUCUAGACGUCCACAGGAACAGACCACGAUGGAACCGAGACACACAAGGCGGCCAAGUAAAACCGCACCCCGCUCCCGGAAAAAUGCAACCGAGUGAAAGAAAAUCAAAUUGGCCAAAAAAAGGAGCAUUUAAAACAGCUGUUUGACCCUUAAACUUGUUACAAUGCAAUAAUGAGGUCCACUACUUUUUGAACCGAGAUGCCUUAGACAGACUGUUCUGAUGACGUAAUGAUUUCUGAAAAGAUACCCAAAACCACUGUGGAUGGCAGGGGAGAAAACUGAGGCAUCCCAGGCUUCCCCCGGGAGGCCCGGCAGCCACACUUGUUUCUGAGAAAGACCUUCCAGAAAGGCGGAGAGAAGAAAACCAUCUCUCUCAUCUCUCCUCCCUUACAAACCUUAAGCGGCCCUUGUUUAAUCUUACCUGUAUCUUGCUUUAUUUUUCGGUUCCAAAGGAAGGUCAAGAAAGAAAAUUCUCAGUCUGUCGAGAGAUUUCGUCCGAGAGGUUCCCCACCAGCACUGCUGGGUCUCGGAGCUGCCUGCAGGGGAGGGACGGCAGUGCCAGCCCACGGCUCUGAGGGCCCGGAAGUAGCGAGUCCGGUGUCCUGGGGUCAUGUCUGUGGCUGAGGCUGGCCUUUACCCCAAAGUCCAGAUUCCAACAUGUACGUGGGAGAGACGGGAUGCAGGGCCGCCUUCUGGCCAGGCCUCUUAUUUAUUAGCAUCGCUGUAGGGCUUUGAGUCGCCCUUUUGGCUGUGUGGAGGCACAGUUUGGGUAGGUUUCUGCUCUGGCCCCUGUGCGACACCUCGUGGGCAGCGCCCCAUGCCCACCUGCCGCACUCUGUGCCUUGGAAACGCUUAGCCUCUGCUUUGGGCUGUCCGCUUUGCUCUCCGCCUCCACAGCAGCAGUUACUCUUUGAGUUUUCCAAAUCGAGGAGCAUCUGUACCAAGGCAACGAACCUUUUGAUUUUUGAUCUAUUUGUUUUAAGCUCUAUUGUCACCAAUAAAAUCUUAAUAGUCAAAAAAAAGAUAUUUCUCCCCUAUUGGGGCUUAUGGCGGAUGAGAAUGGAUGUGUUCGUGCUGGCCUGCUCAGAUGUGGGCAUGGUGGGCAACCCGGCCACUCGGGUCUGCUGCGGCCGCGCUGCGUUCUCAGCCUCUGGGACACUGGCUGAUUGGCCACUUGCCUGUGUUGUUAGGUGAGCAAAAUGUUGUGUGCUAAGAGGAGCCCAUUCGGCCCCUCUGCCCCACUUGCUUCCUGGGCCUCGUUCCGUGCAAUCACACGAUUUGGCCGUGCACAGAAAUCCAUUUCAAAGGAGAAGACCGUGAGUGGCAGACACCCAGGAGCCACCGAACCGCAGCUCCAUGCCAGGGUGCAGACCCAGGACAGAAGACUCUGAUUUGGAGCGGCUCCUCCCUCGAGCCCUGACGGGCUAGGGGCCACUGGCUGGGCAGAGUAACGCGGCAGCCUAGGUCGUAACAACGGGCUCUCUGCGGGUUCCCCUGCCGUGAGGCGGCCCCUGGCCUUGGGAAGGGGAGAGGCGUGCCCACUGAACCAGAGGGGACAGCUGCAGUCAGGCUUGCCAGGGAGCAGACCAACGGUCAGGUGAGCCCCUGAGCAAAAAGGGGAUGCCUGAAAAAUGGGAGAAUGACGUUUCCAACACUGGUGGAAAAGCCCAACAACUGUGUGUGUGCCUGGUGAGCAGGCUCUGAGGAGGGUGCCCCCUCGGAGGUGCCAGCUGCGGGCACCUUGACGUGCAGCAUUCCGGCCUCCAGAGCAGGCUGUGGGAGUCACCAUACAUGCAGAUAGAUUCUUCUCUCCAGCCAAACCCCGCUCCCUGUCCCACGGACCAAUUACCUGAUACCUGGAUACUUUUGUCUGAAACAUCAGAAACCCCCAUCCCUGUCCACUGGCCAUGCUGCAAGGCCCCGGUCAUCUCCUACCACCAUGCUCCCAGAUGUCGUCUCUCACCGCUGUCCCUGUGUCGGCAGCAAGGACCCAGGCCUGCUGUCCAUUCUCACCUGCCGUAAGCCCCAACAGGGGAGAAAUGUCAUUUUAGGAAAAUUAAAAAUUUUCAACAAAUGAAAGCAUAGCUGGGGUCAGAUUUUAGAUGAGGUGGGUAGACUAACACAGGGGUUGAAGGUCUGUGUGUGACCCCACAACUCAAGUCACUAACUACUGCUUAGAACAGCCAACUGCCCAGCAUAACAGUGAAACCCUUGUAGGAAAGGAAAUCGGCAAAGACCCUUCAGACUGUAAAAAUAAUCAACAUGAAAUAAACCGCCCUGGUGUUUGUCACAAGUGUGCAGUCAGCCGUGAAGUGGCUUCUCAAGCAGGUGAAGCCCAUACGUGCCCUGAGCCACUCCCCAGGCCUGCAGAGCCCAGCACCCCCAGCCUGGGCUGUCGGGAACACCUCCCCGAGCAGGGCUGGGAAGCCCAUCCGGCCGGGCCGUCCGCGCAGAAAGCAGAGAGGCGGCUGUUAACCAGGUUCCCGCUCACCAGGAGUUAAGGCAGAGCUGCCAUUUCCACUAUGAAAAACACAAGAUUGAAGAAGCCAAAUGUACCAUUGUUGGGGACACAACAAAAUGACUUUUUUUAGGGGGCAGGAGGGGAACAAAAAAGGAGACACUUAAAACUUCCCUAAAAUGAAGGGAAAAAACCAUGCUCUGCAAUUUUCUUACAAAGGAAAAUUUAAUGUUAGCUGGGCUGUUGAACCAGACGAAAGCAGACAGAG